Encephalitozoon romaleae SJ-2008 is the source of this 2460-nucleotide messenger RNA. Its product is annotated as coatomer complex subunit beta. Gene Ontology annotation, molecular function: structural molecule activity. NCBI's taxonomy places the organism in Eukaryota, Fungi, Microsporidia, Unikaryonidae. The record is from RefSeq and is a predicted model, not a curated record. Gene Ontology annotation, biological process: endoplasmic reticulum to Golgi vesicle-mediated transport; intra-Golgi vesicle-mediated transport; intracellular protein transport. Bases 1 to 2460 code for a protein of 819 amino acids. Gene Ontology annotation, cellular component: COPI vesicle coat; cytoplasm. The transcript has a single exon.
AUGCAGGCUUCUCUAUACUUAAACACAUCAACACAGAUGAGAAAAGAUGAAAUCAUGCAGAAGCUCAGGUCAAACAGCGAACAGGAUAAGAUCGAAGGAAUGAAGCAGAUGAUAGCACAGAUGAGCCAGGGAGAAGACUUUGGUGCUCUUACACACAAGAUAACAAAGGAGAUAUUAGUAGUGAAGAGUAAUGAACUCAAAAGGCUGUUCUACUACUAUCUAGAGUUGCUCCCGAAGUCUAGAGGGACUCAGUCAUUUGAAGAGAUGCUUCUUCUGUCAAAUCAGGUUAGAAAGGAUCUCGAGCAUCCAAACGAAUAUGUCAGGGGGUUUGUGAUGAGGUUUGUCAGUACAUUGGAUGAUCAAGACCUUGUUGGGAAUUUCUACAAGUUGAUCAAAGAUAACUUCAGUCAUCCGAAUUCAUAUGUUCGAAGAAAUGCAUACUUCUGCCUAGGAGAAAUCUUUUCAAAGAUGGAUACUUACAAGGAGGUUCCGGAUCUCCUGUACCAUGCACUGCUCAGGGAUCUAGAUCCUAAUUGUUUGCGAGAGGCUUUUGUCUCUCUACACUUGUCAGACCCUAGCUUGGCAUUGAGGUAUGCUAGUGAGGUAGGCCUGUCAAUACCCAGUGAGUUGUCAACAGCCAUUAUAGAGAAGAUUGAUGACGAAGACCUUCUGGAGAGAUUUCUUUUUUCAGAGGAUAGCCUGACGGCAUUUGAAGCAGGGAUAUCAAUCCACAAAACUAGCAGCAAUCAACAGCUAUUGAAAAGGGCUACAGAUACUAUAUUGAGAUGCCUUGAAGACCUUCCUGCAUACAAGGAAUACGCAAUUGAUGUGCUCCUCCUCUCUACAUACACAUUCUCUGGUUAUGCAAUGAGUUUCAUAUCAUUGAUAGAUCCAUAUGACUUGGGCUUCUGCUCGAAAUGCCUAGAUUUCAGCUUCAAGAUUUCGGAAACUCAUGAGUUCCUGCACAUCUCCGACUUCCUAGGAUCCAAGUUCAUGGAUACCCACGAUGCAACUAUACAGAAUCAGAACUUCAAGGUCCUUCUUCUAGAGAAGAUGGCGUACUUUGCAAACGUCUACUCGUCAUAUAACGAAGAAAUAGUUUCUGAGGCACUGGAGGGUAUUGUAUCUGAAAACCCGGAAAUGAGCUAUGGCUCCUUAACAUUUCUUUCUUCCUGCCUUGAGGUUAUGAGGAAAAGCUUUGAGCCUGGCACAGAAGGGGGGAUGGAAUAUGUAGGUUACCUAGAGAAGCUAGUAAAUAAGAUAAACGAGGUGAAGUAUGGAAAGAUAUUAAGGUGUUGCUUUAGUCUUCUUAGGAAACAUGCCACAAGGGAUAUCUUCCUGAGGGUUGUUGGAGUGCUAGACUCUUCGUUUGAGCUUCCAAGCAAACCUCUGUAUUUGAGAAGCACACAAACGUUCUUAGGAGCAUUCAUAUGCAUUGAGCUUUCGGAGAUGUGUAAAAGCCUAGGGGAAGACCUUAAGGAUAAGGUUAUUGGUAUUAUGUUAAAGUUUGUCGAGUAUGGAAAGGAAAGUAAAAGCAUGGAUGCAAGUUCACAUUUGACUAUCGUGUCAUGCAUCAGAUCUUUGAUAUCUUCGAAUCCUCAGUCUGAGAUCUCAUUUGACAACUGCAGGCGGUGUAGGGAAAAUGUGCUUGAUCCUAUUGUUCUCCCUGGAGCUCGGGUUUGCGAUGAAAGGAAUCUAAAUAAACUUCAUGAAUUCCUGAGCAGGGAUGAGAGUGGAGAAGCAGAGAUGAAGAAUGUAACACAGCUUACAGGGCUGUCUGAUCCCAUCUAUGUUGAAGCAACCACGAGUUAUACUCGAUAUGAAGUUGUUAUGGAUGUGCUGCUUAUCAACCAAACGUCAUCCUAUCUCCAGAAUGUUCUACUGGACUUUGUUACGAGCCAGGGAUUCAGCGCCAUCUUCAUUAACACGCCGUUUUCGUUGUCCAGCAGAUCUGUUGUAACAAAAAGGUUUACAUUCAGAAUUGUAGAUGGAUCGAAUGGGUUUAUAAGUGGGUCCAUCACGUUCAGGUACCCAGACGAGAGUGGGGAGUAUGCCAACACGACAUACACGAUCAACUUGUCUGAGGUGAAGACGUCUGUGUCCAAGUUCCUUGAGCCAAAGAAAAUGGAUUCUGAUGGAUUUAGAGAGAUGUGGAAGGAGCUUGAGUGGGAAAACACAUAUACUCUUAAGUUUGCUACGCGAAGAACAUUGGAAGAGAUAUUUGGGGAGGUGUGCAAGACUCUUAACGGAGAGGUGGUAGACAUUGAGUGUGAUGAAAGCUAUGGUGUUGGGAACAUAGCAUGUUCUACACUGCAGAAUGUAUGUGUACUAAUCAAUGUAUGCCUAAGAAGAGGAGAGUAUGUCCACUUUGAGUCACGGAUCCGUAGUAGGAAAGAAGGAAUAGUGAAGUCUGUAAGUGCAGUGGUUGGGGAUGUACUAAAGUCUCUCAAGAAUAAAUGA